GACGCGCUCCGAGCGUCGACUAGCACGGCGGCGAGCACCACGAGACGGAGGUGGCGGUGACGACGGUUACGGCGGAGGCAGGAGGCAGCGGAGGAGAGCAGCCGAGCCGGCUGGCAGGGGAGGGAGAAAAAUCAAGAAGGAAGUAGCAAGUGUCACGAAGGGACUCUUGUCAGUGAGUGGUGGACCGUGGUGCAGAUUGGGCAUCGCGUGUGCGACGAGGAUCCUCGUGAGAGGGAGAGCGUGCAAACAGAGGGGGAGGCGGCGGAAGCAAGCAGGCGGGACUCGCGCUCGAUACGAGUGGCGCGCGCGCGCGAAUUUCGACUCGAUCGCCGUUUCCGAUCCUCGCCUCCGGAAAGAGCAGAGCUGACCUUGCGGCCCGACCUUGGAAAUUGGCGCCACCGUCGGUGCGUGGGCGUCGCGUCCCCCGGUAACGAGAGCGCGGCGAAUUUGCCGGUCGCCCCCCGCGGGAACACGCGAGUGCUCGAGAGAAGGCAGCUCGCGCGCUCUCUUUUCCUCGCGUCCGAGAGCCUCGUGUUUCUUCCUUCUUUCGUUCCUUCCUCGGCCCGAGAGGAGGAUUGCAGCCGGUGAUCGAACCACCUGUCACGCCGGUGGAAUGACUCAAUAUGCCGCCUAGAUCGUCACUGGUGAUCCUCGUCGCGCUGUGCGCGACAUGCGGCCGGGCGGACUUCUUCGGCGAGAGGAAGGAGAUGGUGUACGAUUUAAUAGAAGCGACAGUGUCGUCGAUGACAACCGACGACAACAAUUUCUACAUAGACGACGGCCUGGACGGAUUCCCGGCGUUUGGCUUUCGACCCGGCUCCGAGGUGAAGCAGCCCUACAGACUGUACCUGCCGGAAAAGUUGCCGGCCGAGUUCACUCUGGUGGCUACGUUCAAGCCGACCUCCUUCAGAACGAGCUACCUCUUCGCCGUCCUCAAUCCCUUCGAAACGGUCGUCCAGUUGGGAAUUAGAAUUUCGGACGGACCCGGCUCGAAUCAGAACGUCUCGCUGGUCUACACGAACUCGGACGAGCAUUCGCAUUCGGAGGAGGUGGCGAAAUUCACCGUGCCGAAGCUGACGAAGAAGUGGUCGAAGAUCGUCAUUAAGGUCUCCGCGACCGACGUCACCUUCUACCUCAAUUGCCACGAAAUGGCACGCCAGAGGGUCACCAGGAUCCCGCAGAAAUUAGUAUUCGACACCGCCAGCACGCUCUACAUCGCGCAAGCCGGACCGCACAUCCAGGAACGAUACGACGGUCUGCUGCAAUCUUUGAAGCUAUACUCCGGCCAUCCUCCGGAUCUUGUAAAAUGCUCUACUGAUUUUAACUUUGCAGAAGACGAAGAGCUCAGCUCUGGUGAUUACGACGGUCUCAACUUGUUCGACGGUUCCGGCGACGCUGAUUUGAAUAAGAUCGGUCGUGAUGCGGACGAAGACAAAAGCGAGGAGAGUAACCCGCCGCCAUUCAUCACACCCCCGCCCCCGAAUCCGGAUUAUAAAGGCCCGAAAGGCGAGAAGGGUGACAAAGGGGACAAAGGCGAGAGCGUCAGGGGCCCUCCGGGCCCCCCGGGCCCACCUGGUCGCGAUGAGGAUUGGCUGAUGAAGAUACCGCCGCAGGGACCACCUGGUCAGAAGGGAGACCCUGGCACUUGCACCUGCAACGCCACGGCCUUAAUGUCUUCCUUUACGAUGCCAAAGAUGAUACAAGGGCCGAAGGGUGAGCCGGGAGUGCCGGGACAAGAAGGCAAGCAGGGCCAAAUGGGUCUUACGGGUGCGGCAGGACCGCCAGGGGAAAGAGGACUGCAGGGUCCGUCCGGGGCGAAAGGUGACAAGGGUGAUAUUGGAAUACCAGGACCGGAAGGUCCUCAAGGUCAGAAGGGCGAGCCGGGUCGGGACGGAAUACCCGGUGAAAAGGGAGCGCAAGGUCCGCCGGGGCCGCCCGGAAAAGGGGAAUUCUCGGGAUAUGACCCCAGUUGGAAACCUCGAAGUAUUUACAGGACGGAAGGUAUCACGAUGAGGCCGGGAUUGCCAGGACAAAAGGGCGAGCCGGGUACGUCGGGAAGUCCCGGUCCGAAAGGCGAGUCCGGGAUAACCGGUUCCAAGGGUAUCAAGGGCGAACCUGGACACAAAGGUGCCAAGGGUGAUCACGGGAAAGAAGGUCCUAGAGGAACUCAAGGUUUCAAGGGUGAGCCUGGUGCACCCGGUGCGCCCGGGCUGCCUGGCGCUCCUGGGGAGAACGGACGGCCGGCCGAGAAAGGCGAUAAGGGCGAUAUAGGGCCGGAAGGCAAACCUGGACCUCCAGGACCACCCGGCUCACCCGGUACGAGCAGUUCUGGCGGCAUAAACGUCGGAGAUCUGGGAUUCGGCACGAAAGGCGACAAAGGCGAACUCGGAGCGCGCGGAUACAGAGGUGAUAAGGGCACGAAGGGCGAGAAGGGCGAUAAGGGUGAUGCCGGGCCAGCCGGUAUUCCCGGAAUAAACGGCAUUCAAGGACCUCAAGGAGAUAAAGGCGAACCCGGUACAGACGGCGUACCUGGAUCACCAGGCACGCCUGGAGCCAAGGGCGAGAGAGGCGAAAGAGGUCCUCCUGGAGCCACUACUGUCGCCAGUUCCGGCGACUACGUCACCAUCAAAGGCGAGAAAGGCGCCGAAGGGAAACGAGGCAGAAGAGGACGACCUGGACCACCCGGACCUGUCGGUCCACCUGGAAAACCUGGGAUCAUGGGAGAAAUCGGCUUACCGGGUUGGAUCAACACGAUGAAGGGUCGUCCAGGGAAUCCCGGACUUCCGGGAAGUAUCGGACCAAUGGGACCCAAGGGAGAAAAGGGGGAGCCCGGCACGCCGAGCCCUUACGGUGUUUCCGUCGGUAUCAAAGGGGACAAAGGAACUGACGGUUUGCCCGGAAUUCCCGGCCAGACUGGCAGAGACGGUCAAAGAGGCCCUCCGGGACCUCCUGGACCUCCCGGACCACCGUCUCAAGGGAAAUACAUCCCGGUUCCAGGACCCCCAGGUCCUCCCGGGCCACCUGGUCCUCCCGGGUUGUCUUUGAUCGGACAGAAAGGAGAGCCCGGCAUCGGCCGAAGCCCUUAUGGCGAAAGAGAGACCUAUUAUGGCCUCAGGCAAGGACCCAGAAGUAGCUUGGACGAGUUGAAAGCUCUGCGUGAACUCAAGCAUCUGAAAGAAUUGAAAGAGCAAUUAGGCGCUGCCACUGCCGCUACCAGGGGACCCUUAGAAAGUACAACGAAAAUCGUGCCAGGAGCUGUUACGUUCCAAAACACAGAAGCUAUGACGAAGAUGUCCAGCGUCAGUCCGGUUGGAACUCUGGCUUACAUCAUCGAUGAACAAGCUUUACUGGUCAGAGUGAACAACGGAUGGCAAUACAUAGCGCUUGGCUCACUACUGCCUAUCACAACGCCCGCGCCGCCAACGACAGCACCGCCACCGGCGAAUCCUCCCUUCGAAGCGUCCAAUUUGAUUAACCAAAUACCCGUGAAAGCCGACGGGACAGGGUGGUAUCCGCGAAUGUUAAGGAUGGCUGCAUUAAACGAGCCUUUCACCGGAGAUAUGCACGGCAUACGAGGAGCCGACUACGCUUGCUAUCGACAAGCAAGGCGAGCAGGCUUGAGAGGCACCUUCCGCGCUUUCCUCAGCUCUCGUGUUCAAAACGUCGACAGCAUUGUCAGAUUGGGCGACCGGGAUCUUCCUAUAGUGAACAUAAAGGGCGACGUGCUGUUCAACUCUUGGAAGGAGAUGUUCAACGGGAACGGCGCGUACUUCUCUCAGAAUCCCCGAAUCUACAGCUUCAAUGGGAAGAACAUCCUCACCGACUUUGCGUGGCCCGAGAAAGUCGCGUGGCACGGCUCUCACAAACUCGGCGACCGAGCGAUGGACACCUACUGCGACGCCUGGCACUCGAGCAGCUCGGAUCGCUACGGGCUGGGCUCGCCGUUGAGCGGCGGUCGGCUUCUGGAACAGGUGCGAUAUUCAUGCGACAAUAAAUUCGCGCUGCUCUGCAUCGAGGUGACGAGCGAGGCGGUGAGGAGGCGGCGGAGCGCCGACGAUCGGCUGGAGGACGACGUCGAGAUGACGGAGAACGACUACGUGGAGUACUUGGAGGAACUCAUGCAAUACUAAGGAACAUACGCGCGCGCGCGCGCACAUACACACACACACACACACUCUUUCGAUCAUUCGCACUACUCUCGCGACGCAAAAAUCGAGCUAUAUUGUGUAAAUAGGAAUGCAGAUACGCGCGUGCUGCGUUUCUUCUUCGGCGUGACGAGAGAAGCACAUCCCUCGAGUUGGAAUAAUAAUUCGUAUACAUAUCGCAAAGACGGAAAGAGCGCGCGCGAGAAAGAAAGAGGAGAGAGCCGUCGCGCGUCACAUCUCGUAUCCGUGAAACUCUAUCUCCGAUUCCAAAGGCAUAACUACUUGUGCUCGCGACGAGUCACACUAGCCAACCGCUUCUACCGCGUUCUCAGUUUUCACUUAUUCUCUUGAACUUUCUUAAAGAUAAAAAGAAGACUGAUUGUCUAGAUAUUCAUCCGUCAGUGUUUCGUCGUAUCGGAGUAUUCGUGGUACCGGAUACUCCUUUCCUUCUAUCAGCUCUUCCGAGAGCCCCGGGCUCUCACUCGAGCUCUCGCUCGGAAGUCACCGCGCAAUUCAACGUUCGUUAAGCAUUUCCUUCCCCUCUCAUCACGAUAAACGUCCAAAAAUACUUAUAGAUCGCCGCACGAGAACGAGAGAAACCCCGGACACAACGUGCGCUCGAUUCACUCUCAGGUCCGCGUUUAUGGCGCGCCUCGAACGCUAAAAGCGACCGUCUGUCUGAUUCGGCCCGUUCUCCUCGUCGGAGAACACGGUGCGGCAUUCGACGAUUUUAUAUUACGACGUCAAACGCGAGCAAGUGCGGGCGAAUGAAUAUCGUGAAGUCCCUCCAUAUCAUUAUCCAUAUCAUGAAAAUUGAGGAUCUGAACUCGGAAUCGUGCUAAUUCUAAAAUCGCUGAAAUGUCCGAUCUCCCUUUAGUGUUCCCUUCCAGAUCUUCUCGUAACCGUAAAUCAAUUAUAAUGCCGGAAAAUAUUCUUGAAUAUGCAAAAUAUAUUUUUCAACCGUGUGUCAUUCCUUUGAAAUAAUAACAGUAAGUGCGGUAUGGUUCGGUUUGAAAAGUUCAAAUCUUCCGUAAUUUCAUUUUACGUAUGGAGUAUUUCUCAUUUCUUUAAAAUGAAUAUAGUGAAUAUAACAUAACUCGAUCUGAUGAAUUCGAAUUUCCACACUUUUUGAAUUCAAGUUUGACGAAUUCCAAUAUUUGGUGUCACUUGGUAUCACAGUUAAAUUGUUUUCGCGGUUUUUGCGGUGUCAUACUGUUACGUUUCUAGACCAACGACGCGAUCGAUUUAAAGCUGGCGGUGGUUUGCAAUUCGAGUCCUCAAUUAGGCGCGCGUAGAAUAGAACAGCUCCACGUUUCUCUGACGUCCUGAUACAAAAUAGCUGAUAUAGCUAUUGUGGACCGUGAAACGGACAAAAUCCAGAUGAUCACGUUCAUCGGCAUUAUACGUCGCGCUGUAAAUGCGGGCCGUUAAAGAAGCAACUACCUAACUAACGCUGCUCUAAGUAAACCUAAACGAAGUUCGUACCCGCGAUCAAGUUGCAUUUACAUUUUAGCUGAUACAUAUUGAGUGUGUAUGUUAGACGUAAGAGACACAUCGAUUAAGGAGUUUCAGACGACAGCUCGUUGUCGAAGAUUUAUGCUCUGUGUAACGUGGGUCACGAACGGUUUACGUACGACACGGGUGUAAAAAGGAAUAUUAACUUUACUACUACGUAUCUACGACCAAACUCACUAUUAAAUUAAAGAAAGAAACUGCCAACCGCCGAGAUUUUCAUAUUAGAAAUUCUUCAGAGCUAAAGACUAAUUGUUAACGAUAAGACGCGAAAUACGCCAAGACGAAUUGACCACGAUCCUUCCGAGAUUGUAUACAAUACGAAAAUACACUCAAGAAAGAUUAAGACGUUCUAAGACGCUAUAAAGACUUCUUUGACGCAAUAAGAUGUCUAAACGACACCCCUGAGAUAUCUUUUAGGCAUGCGUGUAUGUGCGUUACGUAAAACUCAUUUCCAUAUGUCCCAUGGAGCGUAUUACAAAUUCGUGUUAAUUAUGACUUUUGGCAUUUCUGUCGGAACAUUCUAAGAGGAUAGUGAGAUAUGAUUGGUUAUUGAGUACGCCACCGACUUUUUUGCGUUUCAUUAUACAGAAUAUUGAAAAUUGAAUUCCGCGUAACAGAAAACGCGUAACGCCUUUGAUUGGUUACGUAAGAAAUAUGUGUCAUGAGACGACAUUCUAAUAGUUACUCAAGCUCCGCGAUACAAUCGCGUAUAACGAUAAUUUAUGCGUCUGUUAUUCGCACGUAUUGCUUUCUCCUCCUUCAGAUUGCAAACUACAGAAGUUGUAUUUCGGGCCGUUGCGUUACACUGAGCAUAAAUCGGAUCUAAGUCAAUGUCUAUAACUCGAAGAUAUACCGUUAACGUUAACAUAAUUUAUUACAGUUACGUAGAUAUCGAUCGUGAGGCCAUCAUAUGUAUGUACAAUUAGGUUGUCAGCAUGCUUGUUGGCGAAUAUUUCCUACCGUACCGUGAACUUUUUUAAAUGUCGUCAGUAGUCGUCGUAACAUCCAGAAAAAAAACGUACAAUCGAUUAUCCUUCGAUAUAGUUUGCACCGAGAACGUGUUUCGUUUCCAAAUUUUGUAUUAUUUGUACAAUUUAUUAUUGUCUUUCUAAAUAAAAGACGAAAGGGAGUUCUCGAGUCCUACGCCUUUUCCAUCUUCCUUCGUUUAUUUCCAACAUGCGUUGAAGAAGCCCGUCGAUGGGACAGGCGCGUCUCAAUAGACGUAACCAGAUGCAACAGAUAUAGUAAUAUAAAAGAACGACAUAAUAUGUUUAUAUAUUUAUUGUUUAUAUCAUAUAAUUAAUUUGUGAAAAAGGUUCUAUGAAAUUUGGAUAAGUUCGAUUAUUUCAACGGUGGUAACCACUGCACCCAAUUAACCGGGAGGGCAACGCAAAGUUAGCAGACUUGCUAGGUCUUUUUACAAAUUUAUUGAAAACCAAACAGAGGAAAAAAAACGACUUCAUAAAUGAAUGUUCGGAUAUUGCAGUUCACGAUCAUUUUCGCGCAGCACGUCCGAAGCACUCAAAAUACGGCAAGUAAUGCUCGGCGAAAGACGCGAACGUGAAGAAAUUGCUAUCGAUGGACUGCGAACCAGUAGAAGGCUUAUUUACGACGACUCUCUCGGCACAUCGAUUCGAGCUUAUAUUAUUGUGAUUGGGGAUUAUCGAAGCUUCGCCAGAAUCAUAAAUAUCGAUGCGAAACAAAAGACUUACAACCUUUCGAACACAAUAGAAAAAUGAAUAAUCAAAUUCUUACAAGAUGCAUUGCGAAUACAAAGUAUGUACGUAUCUUCGUUUGCUCGAUAGACGUGACAUAAAUUGUUUCCGAAACUUUCGAUCUGAUGAUUAUGAGAAGAUUUAAUGAGUUCGAAGAAUAUUCAAUUUUUCACAAUUGCCGUUAUUCGCCAAUAUAUAUGUGAACUUAAAUUUGGUUCGCAUUAUUUAUCAUGCUCCUCCAUCUUCGAAUAUUAUAUUUUAUCAUAUAUAUUCCAAUAUCUUUCUCUUAUCUCAAAUUAGAUAACAUAUACAAAGUAUCAUGCUAUAGUUACAUCAUUUUCGUCACUACACAAUAUUAAAAUAUUAAUUAUUAUUAUUACGAUUAUCUAAAUAUAAGAAUAGCAUGUUUUCCGUUUUCAUCUAAAUUAAAAAUAGAACAUGUAUCUAAAUUGAAGUACAUGUACAGUUGCAGGUGGUUUCUUGAAACAAUGUAACCCUGUUAUAACUCUGUUAUAAUUAUAACCCUGUUAUAAGAGUUAUAAUGGUUCUAAUUAUAAUAAUUUCAACCUUAUGUAUGUAUAUAUGUAUGAAAAGUUAAAAAUUAUACAAUAGUAAAAAAUCUCAACCUUGAAAAUAGUAUAUAUAAUACAUACUAAUAAUAUACAUGAUUCCGACUUACAAUAUUGCACAUUGUUUCAAGAAAUCACCUGCAACUGUACAUGUACUUCAAUUUAGAUACAUGUUCUAUUUUUAAUUUAGAUGAAAACGGAAAACAUGCU
This is a messenger RNA of Dinoponera quadriceps, 8154 nucleotides long. It is a transcript of the gene Mp, whose product is annotated as collagen alpha-1(XXII) chain-like. NCBI's taxonomy places the organism in Eukaryota, Metazoa, Arthropoda, Insecta, Hymenoptera, Formicidae. The transcript is spliced from 24 exons. The record is from RefSeq and is a predicted model, not a curated record. Bases 624 to 4130 code for a protein of 1168 amino acids.